Lepisosteus oculatus (spotted gar) is the source of this 2550-nucleotide messenger RNA. NCBI's taxonomy places the organism in Eukaryota, Metazoa, Chordata, Actinopteri, Semionotiformes, Lepisosteidae. The record is from RefSeq and is a predicted model, not a curated record.
GGAGCCUUCUUCAGGUGUGUGUUACUUGUUCCUUUGCAUUAUUCAUACUUACCUUCAGUUACUGGCACCUUAAAACACUCUCACUUCGACUGGCUUACAGAAAGAAGAUCUUAAGGAGUGAGCGAUUUUAAUGUAAAUCAUAUAUUGAAUUUAACAACCAUUAUCCCUUUCUGAAAUGCUUCUUUACAGAAACACAACAUUACAUUUCUAGGUUCAAGCCCUUAAGCACAAACACAGCAUUUUUCUAUAAAUGUGCCAAAACCAUGUCAAGAAGCCUGAAACAUAUUUAUGGUAUAUCAGCAUGUUAUCAUAAGCAAAUAGUUUCUUUUUCGAAUGCCAAUGGUAAGCACAGUUUUGUUCUUGCACAGCAAACUCAUUUCAUCUGAUGGGUGGUGCUAAAGUUCUAGUGUUCCAUUUAUCAUUUCAGUUUGUAAAAAGAAACCUAACCUGGGACAUUAUUCACGAGAGAAUCACAAAACCGCAUGACUGCCUUCGAGAAACAGCACUACAAGCACUAGCUCAGAAGGUUACUUUUUAGCAUAGAAAAUGCUCAGACAGCUCCUGAACAUUCGAUUACUUUUCAUUUUCACUCUUUGUGGUCUCAUCACUGUGCUCUGUUACUGGGGACAAACUGCCAAUGACACCCAGAAGCCGAAGAAAGGCGAGUGGUCACAGGAGUCGGAGAGUUUGGAGAAAGCUUGCAAUGCCAUUGUGCGAGGAUCAAAGCAAGAGACAGAAUGCAAUUUCCUGCGACCCCUUCACUUGAAUAUCUCGUGCAAUAAAUACAUCGCCGACAAUCACUUCAUAACCAAAACAUUGUCUUCGGAGGAAGCAGCAUUUCCCUUGGCUUAUAUCUUCACCUUACAUAAAGAGUACGAAACUUUCGAAAGGACAUUCAGGGCUAUUUAUGCCCCUCAGAACGUGUACUGCAUUCACAUUGAUGAGAAAUCUCCUGUGGAAUAUAAGAUGGCUGUUGAAGCUUUGGUAAAUUGUUUUCCCAAUGCUUUUCUUUCCUCUAAAAUGGAGCCCGUUGUUUAUGCUGGAAUAUCCAGGCUCCAGGCUGAUGUCCACUGCUUGAAGGACCUGGUCUCGAUGAAUGGUCCAUGGAAAUAUGUCCUUAACCUCUGUGGACAGGAUUUCCCCUUGAAGACAAACCUUGAGAUUAUCCGACAUUUAAAGACAUAUAAGAACAAAAACCUUACCCCGGGAAUUCUCGACCCAGCCCACACCAAUUACAGGACACAGUCCGUCUUCCGAGAACGCCUUGAUGCUCACGGUUCUGGUGUUAUCAGGACAUCCAAAAUGAAAUCCCCUCCUCCUCACAACCUCACCAUUUAUUUUGGCACUGCCUACUACGCAUUAACACAGGAGUUUGCCCGCUUCGUUGUGGAAGAUAAAAGAGCGACAGAUUUGUUGGAAUGGUCGAAAGACACCUACAGUCCUGAUGAACAUUACUGGGUGACCUUAAACAGACUUCCAGAUGCUCCCAAUUCUAUGCCAAACGCUAAGUGGGAAGGAUGUACAAAAGCCAUUAUGUGGUCAGAUCAACAAGGAAGUGUUUGUCAUGGGCGCUAUCAGCGACAGAUCUGCAUCUAUGGCACUGGAGAUCUGAAGUGGCUGAGUGAACAUGAGUGCAUGUUUGCAAACAAAUUUGAAUUGAACGCUUACCCACCCACCCUGGAAUGUCUGGAGCUGUGGUUGAGAAAGCGUGCCCUUAACCAGAGUGAAAUUGCUGCUCACCCAAACUGGUAUUUCUAAAAUGUUAUGUUACAUGUAAUCAUCUGUGGUGGGUUUUUGUCACAUUACAUGCCUUUAACCUUGAUGAUGGCCAGUUCCGUUUGUCACUUGAAGCUUGCUUGUGCUUCACUAAUGAAGACAGUGAGCAGCAUCUCAGUUCUGCUGUUUAAAGAUGUAGUGUAUGUGCAGGAGGCAUCACAUUCAUUUUCCAAUUGAUCAUUGAGACGGUCAGUUCCUUAGGUAAAAUGGUAUUGUUUGCAAGAGAAUAGGGAUGUGUGAUCACAACAAUCGCAUGAUGCUGUAAUUAAAUACAUCAAAGAAAAAAGAAAUAUUGAAAUCAUUAAUAAGAGUCUGUGCAACUCUUCCCUCCUAUAUACUGACACUUGUGUUGCAUCGUUGUAAACCAUUACUUAGGUGCUAGCCUGCACAUGUGAAGCUCAGGGGAACUGCUGUUGUUAAUUUCUGACUACUAAGAAAUUUAUAUUUUCAUAUAUCCAUGACUUUUAUACUUAGAGGAUAAAUUCAGUGCUGGAUCUAAAACAUAUUAAAUAUAACCAAAGGAUUUACCAAAAUAUGUUGGUGAUGGGUUGCAUGAGAAUAUCUGUUUCCAGGUUAAGUGACCAAAAGCUCAAAUUGGUGAUUGUUGGUGUAGGUUGGAAAAGAAAUCUGCACUUUCUGUGUACAGUUUUCUGUUUUUCUACAUGUCCAUAUAGUGUAGGUGAUUUUAAGGUUACCUCAUCAGACAGAAGGGAGUGUACCAAUCACUGCAAUGUACACUUUCUGAUUGCUGACAUUAAAUAAAUAAAGAUUUUC